Raphanus sativus (radish) is the source of this 1994-nucleotide messenger RNA. Its product is annotated as auxilin-related protein 2. Gene Ontology annotation, biological process: clathrin coat disassembly; clathrin-dependent endocytosis. The transcript has 10 exons. The coding region runs from base 199 to 1692 and encodes 497 amino acids. The record is from RefSeq and is a predicted model, not a curated record. Gene Ontology annotation, molecular function: clathrin binding. Gene Ontology annotation, cellular component: intracellular membrane-bounded organelle; vesicle; cytoplasm. NCBI's taxonomy places the organism in Eukaryota, Viridiplantae, Streptophyta, Magnoliopsida, Brassicales, Brassicaceae.
AGGCAUCUGGCAAGAGGACCGGACCCACCCGCACAUUCAUAUCGUGGGGUUAGAUAUCGUCUUCGUCGGUGACUCUCAGAUUUUUUCUUUUAAUCUAAUCUUUCUUCUAGAGAUAGAUAGAUAAAAAAUAAAGACGAUUGUAUUCUCUUCUUCCAUAUUCUCCGUCAUCAAUCUCCGCGUGUGAUCUCAAUAUCUGGAAUGGACGAGUUUGGUGUUCUAACGGAGCGUUACGGGAUAAAACCCCAAGGUAAAUCCGCUCCCAUGGCUGCCUCCAAGCGUCCUCUCGGUGGUCGUGGUGGUGUUAAUCCCAAAUCGACGUGGAAUAACAAGGUAUCUGGUAACGAAACCGACGAUAUUUUCUUCACCUCGACUUCUACUAACGGGAACGCAUCGAGUUCUAGUGGAUUCAAAGAUUUUGAUGUCUUCAACAAGCCUAAUACCAAGUCUUCCUCUUUUAACCUAAACGACGACGAUUUGAUGUUCUCGCCCAACUUUGGGAGUAGUUCGGAGAUGAAGAAGACAUCUUCUUCUUCUUCUUCAGCGCAGGGUUUGGGUGUUGGUUUUGAUGAUGUUGAUUUGUUUGGUGCCUCCUCUAAAAGCUCUGUUAAUGAUGUUAUAUUGGGGUCCUUCUCCACAAAGCAAGAUGCUGAUGAUUUGCUGGGUGGGUUUGGUCUUGAAUCCAAUACCUGGAACCAGAGUGGUUUUGAUGGACUCAUACCUGGUUUUGGUGCUUCUUCUCACACCACUACCAGCAAGACUACUACUGGAUCAUCUGAUGAUGACCCUUUUGUGGUUCUAGAAUCAACUACCUCUUCGGGUCUCUUCGUGGAUCCACUUGAUGAGUUUGCUGCUUCUGUCAGUUCUCACCCCUCACAGGCUUCUACAAAACUCAAACCUCCGCCUAAACCUACACAAAAAGUAGACAGAGUUAAGAGUUCAGGAUUGUCUUCAAUAGACGAACUUGAAGACUUUGCCAUGGGUGGCACCAUGCGUCGUAGCGCCUCCGCCUCCGACACUACCAGAGAAGCUGAAGAUGCUGGAGCAAAGCAAAAAAAGUUUGUUGUAGAUGACCUUGACUCCUUUUUCAGCUCUAGCAAUCGGUCCAGCAGUGUUCCAAAAUCACGGACAACAACUCAAGCAAAGAAGCCUAAUGGGGUUUCUAGUGCAAAGAAGCCACCUGCUCCUGCAAACCUGGUGGAUGACUUUUCUGCACUUUUUGGAGAGGAUCCUAUAUUUAGAGAAUUUGAGGAGAUCCCAGGGGAAAGCGAUGAACGCAGAAAGGCCAGAUGGGAUCGUGAACAGCGAACCAAGAGCCGUGUGGCACAAGCUGUAGCUGAUAUGAAUGACCGUGAUCACCAAUCUCGGAUUGAACAAGAACAGAGAACUAGGAUUUCUGAGAAUGUUGAUGCUGAGAUAAGGCGUUGGGCAACUGGGAAAGAAGGAAACAUGCGUGCGCUGUUAUCUUCCUUGCAAAUCGUACUCUGGCCUGGAUGUGGUUGGGAGGCUGUUUCUCUGACAGAUUUGAUCACUUCUUCAGCAGUCAAGAAGGUCUACAGAAAGGCAACGCUAUAUGUACAUCCCGAUAAAGUUCAGCAGAAAGGAGCCACCCUCGAACAAAAGUAUAUCGCCGAAAAGGUUUUCGACAUUUUGAAGGAAGCUUGGAACAAGUUCAACAAAGAGGAACUCUCUUAAACCUCCAGAGUCUUUCGUAUCAGAGGUUUGAGAAGAGUUUGUUUCUAGCAAUGGUUGAUUAAGAGGUAGAGGACACUUGAAGAGACUUUGUAGCUGUUUGUUUUUGUUUUCUGUGUGCUCAUCUCUAUACAUAAUUAAUUAGUCUCUGAGUUUCAUGGAGUCUUGUCAUUUUUCCUUUGAACCACAUUUAGAUCUUUAUGUACACCAACCAAAAAAAACACAUGGAGGAUUAUUGUAUAGCCCUAGAAAACAAUAGAGUUUUUCUUAUAAAAAUAUAUAAAUAUCGAAUAUUAUAGCUUGUA